Messenger RNA from Chrysoperla carnea, 1836 nucleotides. Its product is annotated as M cell-type agglutination protein mam3-like. Bases 1 to 1836 code for a protein of 611 amino acids. NCBI's taxonomy places the organism in Eukaryota, Metazoa, Arthropoda, Insecta, Neuroptera, Chrysopidae. The transcript is spliced from 2 exons. The record is from RefSeq and is a predicted model, not a curated record.
AUGGAAAAUAAUGUAACAACACCAGUGCUACAAUUUGCGCCAAUUGUCAACGAUAAAGUAGUAAAGACAGAACAACUUAAAAAUUCCUUUAGUGGGAAUAUAAAUGCGGGUAAUGUAAGUGAUAUGAAAAAACCAAUGAUUAUUAGUAUGGAAAAAUUCAAAAGUUUGAUGAAUAAUCCGAAUUUUCAUUUAAAACAAAAAAGUAUUAAUGUAGCUAAGACAAAUUCAAAUACAUCUCCAGCAAAUUUUUGUUUGUCUAAAGCUAGUUCACAAGUGAUUAAAACAUAUGAGAAAACAUCAAGCCCAUCUAAACCUGCAACGAGUGAGGAUACUAAAAAUAUCGAAUCAACUUCAUCGUCACAAGACACAAUAAAUACUUCAAGCCAUUCUACGAAUAUGGUAGAAAAUAGUUCCUCCGUUGUACAAACACCGAUCAAAAACCAAACUUUUCAAAUUCGACUUAGUAAUUCUGAAAUUUCUUCGGCAAAUUCAAUAAAAUUAAAGCCACAGUCAACAAAGAUUAUCAAAUUAAACCAAAAUAUACAAAGUGGUGAAGAACAAAAUCAAACUUUACAUAUACAGCUUAAUAAAUCAACGGUUUCGUCACCAAGAGCAGUAAAAAUUGAUCCAAAAUUUUCAAAAACUAUAAAAUUAACCCAAAAUGGAGUGGACAAAAGUAAGCCUCUUCUACAAUCAUCAAUAAAAAAUCAAUCUGUACAAAUUCAGGUCAGUAAUCCAACAAUUUGUACAUCAAAAUCCGUAAUAAUAGAUCCAAAGUCAUUAAAAACUUUAAAAUUAACCAAUAAUCUACAAAAUGGGGUUGAAAAAAGUUCUCCUAUUGCACAAACAGCUGCAAAUAAUCCAAAAACACGUGUUCAAGUUAACAAUUCUCCAGUAACGCGAUCCAGUGCAAUAAAAACUGUAAAAUUAAAUCAAAAUGUGGUUGAAAAAACGUCUCCCGCUGCAGAAACAGUACCGAAAAAUAAGAUAUUUUUUCAGCCACCAAAUAAUCGAUUUCGUAUUAUUCAUCAAAAUGGCAAACAAAUUGCAUUACCAAUAGUAAAUAAAGCUCCAAACAAUGUGGCAGCUAUAAAGCCAACUAAAAAUGUUUCGAUAUCGUUAGGUGCCGAAACACAAAAUGAUAAAACACGGAAAAUAGUAACAGAGGAUAAAAAUCCUUUUCUAAAAACUCCUGAACAUGUUUACGAAAAAUUUAAUUUACUUCUACCUUCAAAAUCUACAGAAUCGUCGAAAACGAUAGAAAAACCACAAAAAUUGGAAACAAGCAGCAAAGUUGGUGAUUCUACAAAUAUUAUAGUUAGUGAAUUGGUGGUAAAUAACAAAGUUGUUGCUUCCACAAAUAUCAAACUAGCUGCUUCUGAAAAUAGCAAAGUUAAUCAAAUGGUGGCCAAUAAUGUUAUGGACCAUGCAAAUGAAAAACACGAUCAAAAUAUAGGAAAAAGGAAAAGAAUGCCCCGAAAACGAAUAAAUAUUGAUUAUGAUUCAGGUAAUAGCAACGGUACACCAGUAGAUAGCCAAACUGAAAGCAUGUUAUUCCAAACGCUUAAAUCGAAAUUUGUGCCAUUAGUGGGUCAUGCAUGUACAGCGACAAUUAUCGAUCAUUUAAAUUUGGCCUAUUCUCGAUGUCGAACAUCUCAAAGUCAAGCCGUUCGAGAUUUAAUUCAGUAUAUCUAUAAUUAUGAACGAUAUCGUGAUCUAAAAAAGAAAAAUAAUAAUGUUAUAAACGAGAAAUCAACACAAACUAAAAUGUGUGAAUAUACACAAUUGAAAGAAAAUCCCAUUUUAUGGAUUCAUUUUUCGAAAAUAAAACAAUAA